AUGACCUUGAAUCCUAUGUUUCUGUUUUGUUUGGUUGCAGUGAUCAACAAUGUUGUUACUCCAAGUAAUGCACGACAACUCAAGACUUCAUCAGAUGAGAAAGAAGUGGUUGGUGGUGAAAAUAGAGGAGCUCAAGUAGAGUCAAUAAGCAAGAACAACAUGGCAAAGAAUAAAGAACUUGAUGAUGAAAAACAUCCCUUUCCCUUUCCCUUUCCCUUUCCCUUUCCUUUUCCAUAUCCACCGCAGGUUCCAGACCUUACUCCAGUGCCUUCACUCCCAUUUCCUUUUAAUCCUCCACCAUUUGAGGUUCCUGAGGUUCCUUCACUUCCAUUUCCGUUUAAUCCUCCACCAUCUGAUGUUCCUGAGGUUCCUUCACUUCCAUUUCCUUUUAAUCCUCCACCAUCUGAUGUUCCUGAGGUCCCUUCCCUUCCCUUCCCUCCUAUAGACAUCCCUGGUGUUCCUUCUCCACCUACCUAA
Abrus precatorius (Indian licorice) is the source of this 477-nucleotide messenger RNA. RefSeq names its product proline-rich receptor-like protein kinase PERK2. The coding region runs from base 1 to 477 and encodes 158 amino acids. NCBI's taxonomy places the organism in Eukaryota, Viridiplantae, Streptophyta, Magnoliopsida, Fabales, Fabaceae. The record is from RefSeq and is a predicted model, not a curated record. The transcript has a single exon.